AUGGUCGGAUCCCCGCCAGCGAGCUAUCGCACCCCGCCUGGCGCGCCAUUGAUUGAUCCCACGCGACCUCAGAACGACCCGAUGGAAGAGCCUGACCCUGAGCGGGUCCAGAAACGGCCGCGGCUGGAUAGUGGCAGUGGUGUCAGUCCUCUCAUCUCGAUUGACGCUGCGGCUGUUCCUCCUUCAGCUUCUGCUCCUGCCUCUGCUGUCGCGACUCCACCGCCGGUGCCUUCCUUGGAGAUGGACACUACUCCAGACCAGACCCGCCCCGCAAAAGUCACCAUCAAUGUGAAGUCUCCCACCUUGGAAACUGACAUCGCGAACGGGAUGCGCGAUCCCUCACCGGUGCCUGAUGGCACUCCGACGCGACCGGACUCGACCGACCCCAACGAGGCCGCCUCAGACGUGAUUUCUAUUUCCUCCUCUCCCGCACACAGCCCAGAGAUCCAAGCUGGUGAUCCUGAAGACAUGGAUGAAAAUUGGCAACGACUGGAAGACGCGAUACAGGAAGAAGAGGUGGUCGAGGUUGAGGACCUAGCCUCGCCUCUGGUCGACUCUUUCCCAAGAGUGCGUGAGAACCUGAGUACGCGGGAUAAUCUGGUCAGAAUUGUGGCUUUGAUCCAGAAAGCUGGUCCUCGCGAUGCCGAGGCUGCCUCCGCGGUGAAGACCUGGAUGGACGACUGUGUCAAGAACCUGGAUCGCCUGACCCUCGAAGAAUUUGGCGAAGACCAGGAAUUUUGGCAGCAGUUUCCCGACGUGGUGGAGAGUUUGUUGCGCAGAUCUUAUGAGUUGUUGAUCGAUGAUGGCUCAGGCAGUGGCCCAUGGACCUGCUUGGAGGAGUUUCUCCUAGAUUAUGUACAAAUCGCCCUACAGGUCAUGCGCAUCGACACCGUGAUCCUCCGCCAUCUGGUCGAUGAUCCGGAGCUUCCAGUCCAAGACAGCAUCUGCAAAGACUACCUUCAGGCUCUCACCUUUGUUUUCCUUUCCCCCAAGUCACCAAUCCCUCUGUACCGAGCUCUGGACAAAAAAUACCCCACAGAUACGAACGACAUGCUUGUCCGCAUUCGGGCAAAAGCACUUGCACCUCCGAUUGAUCUCGUCCAUACACUGUCACAAUGGACCGCUCUCACUCUCGAACUCAUUCCUCGACACCCACACUUGACCAGCUCGCUGGGCCACAUCAUGCUCAUCGCGAAUGCUCUGGCAGAUUGUCAUCUCGAACGCCAGAGCGAUGUGAAUGUGGAUGAUAUCGAUUCCCCCUUACCCGAUACUCCUCCGAUCCGUGCCCUCUAUGAGAUGGUUCGUUCAAUCGAUGAAAAGUAUCAGGAAUGGAUCAGCAAGAAGGCAGCUUGGGCUACGAGCGAUUUGAGUGAACAAUUGAUGCGUGCAAUCUCCCAUCACUACAAACACCACUGUGCGCGCAACUCCGAGUUUGUGAACCAGUUGGCGAAGGAUCUUUCUAUCCUCCUGCCGGAGAACACCAGCCAAGCAGAGAAUUCCUUGAUCCUUUUCUGGAUGUGGAAGCUCGCAGUCCUCAAGAAGCACAUCAUGGAAGGUCGCAUGGAGCUCCGGGUUUAUGGUGUGGAGACAAUGCAGUCAGACCUGGUUCACGUUUGGAGGACCAGCAUCUCUUCAAAUCCGGAAGGGGUCAAUCUGCCGUUUGUGAAGGCACUGGUCCGCUUCAUCAAAAACAACAAGAUCGUGGAUUACCUCGUGGGUGUGGACUCACACCCCCAGUUGAUCAGCCGAAGCAGCAAUAUCAUCGGGUUCCUGAUUGUCACGGACACGUAUAACGACUCUGUGACGAAUGUCAUCUGGAAGACAGUAACAGACAGUCAAGACGGUCGAAUCGUUUCCGAGGUCCUAGCGAUGCUAGUUCGGACAUUUAACAUGCAUCUCACUGGCUCUCACUACUUGCUAUAUGUUUGCCAGAAAGUAUUAGAUUUGCCUCUCAGCCGCUUCGAUACGAACAUGCUCGAAUUUUGCAACAAGUUGCUCGCUCGAAUUUGCGAGAAUCCCCCCGACCGACGAAUCUCGGGCGUUUCUGACCACGACUGUAUCGACGCACGUCCCGUGCAACUCUGUGUUCGCCUCAUCCGAGACAGCACGGCCGCGGACGAUCUCUCGGUGGAGCAGAAGAAGAGUCUGCAAAAGUUCGGCAGCCAGAGGCUCAUGGGCUUCGUCGCCGCUGGAAUCAGCCAGGCUGAUCGGAUGGCGAUCUACAUGCGCUGCAUUACAGACAUUGCCGGCCACAACCAGUUCACUGCUGGCAGCAUCCAAACUCUGAGCGCUCUUGUCCCCGCCCAUGAUGUACAGGAGAUGUUGAAACUGGCGAGGGACUUUAGCCUGACGGCCUUGGUGAUUGGCGACAUGCUGCAUGCCAUCAAAGUUCAUAAUGAUACCUCCACCGACGAGUUUUUCCAGAUCGGCCUGGUCUCACGGCUGACUAUCAUUUUCCGACUGAUUGACAUGGUUCCCGAGACGAUAACUCCUGAGCUUGGAAAAGCCUUGUGGGAUGAUAUCUUGUUGUCCAAGAAGUUGCGUACAGACGAACGCCAAGCUAUGUGGCAUAUGCUGGUCAACGCUCUGGGUCAAUGUACCGAGGCGAAUCCCUUCCUCCACAAGUGCAUCCACGAGUACCUCCCCAGUCUGGCUCCCAAAGACUACACCAAUGAGAUCUUGUCAUUUGCAAAGCAAGCUAUGAUAUAUGAAGUUCGAUUCAACCCACCACCCCCUGCCGGUGAGGACGAGGUCGUCACAAUCCCCGGCAUGGAUCGGUUCUGGACCUUUAUCUUGACCGCUCCACCUGGUACAAUUGAAGUACAGGCCACUGAAUUUGCCGUCAAGGUUUACCUGGAUCAUGCAAUUAUCACUCAUUCGCCACGAUCUGCCAUUGAGGCCACACAUAUCUCCCUCGUCGAGCGCUGUGUGGAUCAGCUCAAGUCGGCCGCUGCAAUCCUGAAGGCUACAUCAGAGGCUAACGGAGAUUCUUCCAUGGAGUCUGAGACUGAAACCGGUGAUAUGAGCCCCGAAGAACUUCGAUUCCGACGCUCGCUCUAUUUUCUUCACCAACUACUGAGCGGCCUGCGUGCUCGCCCUCAUUACAACUCUCCCAGAGGCUCCCCGCCUGUGCUUCCAGAGCGGCCUAUCAGAGGCGACCCGAUCAAUAUCUCUUGGCAGUCCUUCAAUGGAAGUGAGAGUUCCAAAGUCAAGAAUCUCCAGAUUGGUGACCUGUCAACCGCUGGCGAACUGGUUGAACGGCUUACGCAGCUGACCGGUUUUUCCAAGUUCACAUCAAUUGCUGGAGGUCAACGGGUUGACUUGAUGAAGGACCCAGAAACCACCGUCAGGGAUAUGAAGGUUCUUCACGCCGGUCUUCUUCUCGUUCGAAAGGCACCAGACGCCAAGGAAGUGUUCUAUGCCAGCAGUGGAGGGCAGCCGCUUACGUCGGUUGACUCUGAAGUGUUGAAGCACUUUGAUGAGCUUUAUGAUUUGCUCACCCUGAAUGAUGAUCUUGCGCGCGAGAUCUAUGAAUUCCUUGUGACGUUCUCGCCCCAGCCCAGAGUGCGGAACCUUGUCAAAUCGGAUACCAGCACUGCCAAGGAUUUGUUUCCCUUUGACAAACCCUUUGUGGCUUUCUACUCAUUCAGUGCGCUUCUGGCUUGUCUCAUCGAGGAAGCACUGGAAGAUACUCACAACCAGACAUUUAUCGCUCACAGCAUCGAGCUUCUGUUGACAUUCCUGAUGGCAGAUGAACUAGUCGAGUCGCUUACCCGGGACCGGAAUCGCCUUCAUCUUGCUUCGACCGCCGUUGAGUGUCUUUUGGACGCUGUUGCCCUCUACAAGGCGACCGACAGUGGAAAUUUGGUGGCGCAGGGCCAGACCCCGUUCGUCAGACGGCUGCUUCACUUCAUUGAGGCUGCUCGUUCCGUGACUACAAAGCCUUCAGUGAACAUGUUAACCAUCCAAAAGUUGGUGUGCAACUCCUUUGGCGUUCUGGUGGAAGGAUCGAUCCGUGAUCAGACUUUCUGGAGCGCCGUCAAACAACAGACGCAACUUGGCUCAUUGAUCAAGGCAUUACUUCUGGAGGAGACUCGCCAGCCCAUCCGGAGUGAUGUUUCGGAGAGGAUCAGGAGAACUUGCAGUUCGGCAAAGUCCAUGAAACAGUCAUCAAAGUUGGCUAAUGGCAACUCACCGAUUCUAUCCACCCUUAACAGCCCUGCUCAGAUUGAUAUGCUCGCCGCUGUCUGGAACGCAUUUGUUGAGACAAUCCCAAUGACUCCGGAGUAUGCGUCUCAAUCUGCCGAGUUCUUCAAUGUCGCUCUCGGGGUGUUCCGCUCGGUUGCUGAGAAAUCACCCCGGGAUGUCAUUUUCAGCCAAUAUCUGAAGCAAUGGAGUGAAAUCAUGCUGCAGCAUGAAACUGAAGAGUUCAUCGGACGCGAGCCAGUGGAUAGCCUGGUUCUAGGCUUCGCCGGUCUCUUAGAGCAGUGUCUUGAGUCUGCAGACGCGGCCAAUGUUGACUUGGAAACCUUCGAUCUUGCGGAGCAAAUCAUAAGCAAGUAUCUAUUCCCAGAGCUUGCUAAUGAAACCGAUGAAGUCAUCGUCCCUCGCACCCCUCACAUGCACACCGAGACGCGCCAAAAGCUCUACAAUAUUCUCCGGCUACUGUGCAAGCGAAAUGACGAAAAUGUUGCACGCAUCAUGCAGCAUCUGGAAGGCGUGAUCCCGCGAGAUGAAUCAUACAGUCCGACCUGGUGCCAUGACCGUUCCAAGAUGAUCCGAGCCCCAGAGGGGUAUGCCGGUCUUCGGAACCUUUCAAACACGUGCUAUUUGAACUCCCUGAUGACACAGCUCUUCAUGAACUCCGAAUUCCGCAAGUUCUUGUUGGGACUCAGCAUCCUGGAUCCGAAUGAGUCUCAGAAACUUCUCGAUGAGACGCAGAAGCUCUUUGCAUGGAUGCAGGAUACGUGGAUGAAGAGCGUCGACCCGGAGGGCUUUGUGGAGAGCAUUCGCACUUACGACAAUGAGGCCAUCGAUGUUACCAUUCAAAUGGAUGUUGAUGAGUUCUACAAUCUGCUCUUUGACCGAUGGGAAGCCCAAAUCAUGGACCCAGAGGAGAAGAAGAAAUUCCGAUCUUUCUAUGGCGGCCAACUGGUUCAGCAGAUCAAGUCCAAGGAGUGCUCACACAUUUCGGAACGAGAGGAGCCGUUCUCUGCCAUCCAAUGCGACAUCAAGGGCAAGGCUAGCCUAGACAAGAGUCUGCAAGCGUAUGUUGAAGGAGAGAUCAUGCAGGGAGACAACAAGUACUUCUGCUCGGGCUGCGGUCGCCAUGUGGAUGCGGUGAAGCGGGCUUGUCUGAAGGAUGUUCCAGAUAACUUGAUUUUCCAUCUCAAGCGGUUCGACUUUGACAUGGUCACCAUGAUGCGAAGCAAGAUCAACGAUAAGUUCCAGUUUCCCCGGCUCAUUGAUAUGACGCCGUACAAGGUGGAACAUCUGUCUGAACCCAGCACUCCUGUCGACCCUGACGUCUUUGAACUGGUUGGUGUUCUAGUGCAUACUGGCACUGCGGAAUCGGGUCAUUACUACUCCUACACUCGCGAGCGAUCAUCGAGCGGUUCGGCGCCGAUAUGGGUUGAAUUCAAUGACUCGGACGUGUCCAAGUUUGAUCCGACAACCAUUGCGGAUCACUGCUUUGGAGGUCAGACUGAGGCUGGCCAUAAUAUGGGAGGUGUGCAGAUCAACAAGGUCUGGAACGCUUACAUGCUGUUCUACCAGCGUGUCUCCACGAUGGAACAGACCAAGCAGGUCUCCCAGCCAAUGAAGCCCAGCUAUCCUGCCCGAGUUCCUGUACCAACAGCCUUUGCGAACCACAUUGCCAUGGACAAUGAGUUGUUCAUUCGGACAUACUGUCUUCUGGAACCAGCUUAUAUGAAGCUAGUUCCGGAGCUGUUGUAUCGCGUCCGACAGAUGAAUCCAAACUCUGCGGCACACCAUCAGCUGCAGGUCAUGGCAAUUGAACUUGGCCUGGACACUCUGGAGCAGUUGAUCGCACGAACCAAAGAGCCCAUCGGCCUUCUUGGUGUCUACGAGGAACUCAGGACGCUAAUUCAAAGCCCACAUGGUGCUCUUCGUGCGCUCCACUGGUUUGCUCGAUGGCCAACUACCAUGCGAAACCUAGUCUUGAGAAUCUUCCAGUACGAUGUUCGGCAGAAGGAGAUGUCUAUCAUCCUAGAGGCCGUGCGUUGCCUGAAGAUCUGUUUGCAAGGAGCAGGCAUGGAUGACGAAACGCGAGCCACGUGGCAGCAAGAACUUGAGGAAACUCUCGAUACCAUUGUGUCCAUGCUUGCGGACCUUUGGCCCGCUCUCCAUACCAUUCCUCGUGUGUGGGAUGAGUAUUUUGAGUUCCUCAUCAAACUCAUCGAGUUGGGAGAAGAGGCCACGAAUGCCAUGCUUGCUAAUGGUAUGCUCGUCAAAUGCUUGGAGAUCAUCUGGCUGGAUUCUGAAGACCGGAAGAACUUGAAGGGGCGGUAUCCCGGCUAUUGUCGACUGCUUGAGAAGGGUCGCCAGUUUCCGUACAGAAACUUGAUGACCUUUUGUGCGAUGCUCUUCCAGCGUGUCGACCUCUCGCUCGCGCCAUCCGCCCCCAAUGAUCCUCGUGAAUUUGGACGUGACGGCAGGCCUUCGCUUACUGCGGCGGAAAAUCGAUUCAUCAAGCCCUUGGAGUUCCAGAAGCCCGAAGAUGAAAACGGAGUUCUUGUGUUCUUGAUGAAGCUGCUUCAGCAUGAUCAGAUCUGUGUCCAAGCAGAGGUCUCUCGGGCAAUUGUUGCUGCGUUCCUGGCAGCCGGGCCAGAAGCCGGUUUUGCGCCACACGUCUUGAGGACCUUGGAGGUUGGCCUACGCUUCUCGCCUGUUGAACUGUGCAUUCCAUUCCUCGAGUGUGCCGUCACUUUCUGCAAGUAUGCUUCAGACGAGGAUGCAAUCGUUGGCUUGAUCAGCUACGUUGCAAAGGGAGUGGAUUCUAUCAACAACAGCGCAGGAAACGAGCAUCUGGAGUUCUUCACUCAACUGUGCAACGUUAACAACGAGCAACUUGGGUUGGAUCCUGACUGGUUCAUUGAGGCCGUCCAAGAUCGAAUUCCCGAUUUCGUUCCAACUCUGUUGAUCUACAACCAUCCAAAUGUUCGACGACGCACCACCGAGGUCUUGCGCGGCUUGCUCUUCAUCGGCGAUAAGGACGAGAUGAUUGAGGAGGCACGAACUCGACUAGCCCGCAUUGCUCGCGAACUCACUCAUGCCUGUGUUCAGCGGAUCGCCAGCGCUUUCCUGAACAGCCAGGUUCACAGCGUCGAGUCUCGGAUUGUCUAUCCUAUUACCUCGACUGUCACCCAUUGCCUGGAGACUUACUUUGAUGAGGAUGACGAGGAUGACCAGAGAGACAUUGAACGGGCUAACACCAUCUUGCUACGUCUGCAAGAAAUGACAGUCGAUGUCCCAGAUGACCUCGUCUCAGAUUCUGAUAUCGCUUCACCAGAGGAGUGGGAAGCUACGUCCGCUUUGGCUAGUGACUCGGAGAUGGGUCUCGCUGGAACCCCUUGA
Messenger RNA from Penicillium subrubescens, 7596 nucleotides. RefSeq lists its product as uncharacterized. Gene Ontology annotation, biological process: protein deubiquitination. The transcript has 9 exons. The coding region runs from base 1 to 7596 and encodes 2531 amino acids. Lineage: Eukaryota; Fungi; Ascomycota; Eurotiomycetes; Eurotiales; Aspergillaceae. Gene Ontology annotation, molecular function: cysteine-type deubiquitinase activity; cysteine-type endopeptidase activity. Gene Ontology annotation, cellular component: nucleus; cytosol. The record is from RefSeq and is a predicted model, not a curated record.